This is a messenger RNA of Necator americanus (New World hookworm), 657 nucleotides long. RefSeq lists its product as uncharacterized. The record is from RefSeq and is a predicted model, not a curated record. The transcript has a single exon. Lineage: Eukaryota; Metazoa; Nematoda; Chromadorea; Rhabditida; Ancylostomatidae. Bases 1 to 657 code for a protein of 218 amino acids.
AUGAAGACGAGGAUUACGAUGAAGAACUUCAAGAUGAAGAAUGUGAGGUGGAUGAUGAAGAGGAAGAAGAUGAAGGAGUUACUGAUGCGAAAGUUGGAGUGGGACGACACGGAAGUGAAGGUUGAUGGUCGGCAACUACACCAUUUGCGCUUUGCUGAUGACAUCGUACUGAUAACACUUAGCAUCAGCCAAGGGAAACGAAUGCUGACCGAAUUCGACGAAACAUGUGGAUGCAUCGGUCUUCAGCUGAAUCUACAAAAGACGAUGUUCAUGCGGAACGGAUGGGUCUCGGAUGUCCCAUUCACGCUCAACGGAACGAACAUGUCCGAAUGCACCAGCUACGUUUAUCUGGGUCGGGAAUUGAACAUGAUGAACGACCUGACCCCCGAGCUGGGCAAGAGGAGAAGAGCGGCUUGGGGAGCGUACAAGAGCAUCGAGGAUGUAGUUAAGAAGACCAGGAACACCCGGCUCCGUGCUCACCCCUUCAACACCACCGUACUUCCCGCUUUGACCUAUGCUUCGGAAACCUGGGCAUUUCGCAAGCAGGAAGAAAACGUCGUUGAACGCGCAAUUGAGAGUGAUGCUAGGAGUAUCCCGUUUCACGCAAGUGAGGGACGGGAUUCGAAGUUCCCUCCUACGUCAGCGAUCGAAGAUUAG